Vigna unguiculata (cowpea) is the source of this 776-nucleotide messenger RNA. Its product is annotated as large ribosomal subunit protein eL36x-like. The record is from RefSeq and is a predicted model, not a curated record. Gene Ontology annotation, molecular function: structural constituent of ribosome. Gene Ontology annotation, biological process: translation. Lineage: Eukaryota; Viridiplantae; Streptophyta; Magnoliopsida; Fabales; Fabaceae. Gene Ontology annotation, cellular component: ribosome.
AGCCUCUCGUAUAAAGGCUUAAGGAGAUCAACGAAGAACCCUAGUUCCCUCUUUCACAGCAGUGUUAGGGUUUCUGAAGCCUCCAACUAGAAAGGGAGAGGAAAAUGGCACCCAAACCACCUAGUACGGGUCUGUUUGUUGGAUUGAACAAGGGUCACAUUGUUACCAAGAAGGAAUUGCCCCCACGGCCCUCCGAUCGCAAAGGGAAAACCAGCAAAAGGGUGCACUUUGUGAGGAACCUCAUCAGAGAGGUUGCUGGUUUUGCACCUUAUGAAAAGCGUAUAACUGAGUUACUCAAGGUUGGAAAGGAUAAGAGGGCACUGAAGGUUGCGAAGAGAAAGCUUGGAACCCAUAAACGCGCUAAGAAGAAGAGAGAAGAGAUGUCCAAUGUUCUCAGGAAGAUGAGGUUGUUCUAUGUUCUUUUGUCAACAUUGUAUUCAAUACCCUAUAUAUUUUAUUAAUAUAAUUGACAUUCUUUAAUGUUUAUUAUUCUUUGGUGGUUUUCUAUUGCUUAUGUUCUUAUCAUUUGGUGUGUAGGGCUGGUGGAGCUGGAGACAAGAAGAAAUAGGUUUUAUUUGCUUCUUACAGGUUUCGCUAGAUGCAUUUAUGUCUUUGGUGUACGAGAUGUCUUAUUUUUGUUUAGGUUCAGAUGAUUUGGUUUAAGAUUUUGCAUUGAGAAAUGUUUUAUUUAAUCGAGACGGGAUUUAUUGAAAAGAGUACAAUUGGCUUCUUUUCUAUUUUACUACAAAUGCAAGCGAUAAUAUAUAUAUUUUUUA